AUGCACCUCCUUCAGACUGUGGCGGCUUCGUUGCUGCUCACUGGUGCCUCGCUAUGUGUAGGAGCCAGUGAUACCGCCCAGCAGGGCUCCAAUAAGCCCAUUGCACCCAAAGUCUUCAUCGUAUCGAUGUUCCCCCCUGAAGCGAAAGCCUGGUGGAAUAUCCCUGAGUUCAACUUACUUGCCCACAACAUCACCAUCCCAGGCCUGUCACCUCUGUACCCAGAUGUCUACUGCACAGAGGACUAUGAAGUCUGCCAGCUGAUAACCGGCGAAGGCGAGAUCAAUGCCGCCGCGACCGUCACGUCCGUCGCUUUCUCGCCUCUAUUUGAUCUGACCAAGACAUACUUUUUCGUCGCCGGUAUUGCCGGCGUCAAUCCGAAGAAAGCAACCACUGCGUCAGCAACCUUUGCUCGUUACGCAGUCCAAGUCGCCCUGCAAUAUGAGAUUGACAUCCGGGAACUCCCUGAAAAUUACUCCACUGGGUAUAUCGCACAAGGGACAAAUUUCCCAGGCCAGUAUCCGACCGACAUCUACGGCACAGAGGUCUUCGAGCUAAACGCCGAUCUGCGCACGAUCGCUGCGGACUUUGCGCGCAAGGCGAAGCUCUCUGACUCCGCGACAGCUCAGGCCUAUCGCGCCCGGUACAAGACCUCCGAUGGCGAGUACAAGGCUGCAACCUUGCCUCCUAGUGUUAUUGAAUGCGACGUGGCCACCACGGACGUAUAUUUCAGUGGUAAUAUCCUCGGCUCGGUGUUUGAACACACUACCAAGGUGUGGACGAAUGGAACGGGCGAGUAUUGUUCGACCGCUCAGGAGGAUAACGCGACUUUUGAAGUCCUGCUUCGGUCUUCAAUUCACAAACUCACUGAUUUCUCUCGCAUUAUCGUGAUGCGUACGGGAUCUGACUUUGAUCGUCCCUACCCGGGUGCUUCGGCGGCCUAUAACCUCUUUGAAGCGGAGGAGCAGGGCGCUUUCGAGCCUGCUGUUGAGAAUCUGUAUAUUGCCGGUAUCAAAGUCGUGGAGGGUAUCUUGGAUGGGUGGGAUACUACCUUUAGUGCAGGUGUCAAGGCUAAUAACUAUAUUGGUGAUAUCUUCGGUUCAUUGGGUGGCGAGCCGGAUUUUGGACCUGGACGCAAGCAGGCUCUUGUUGAGGGCGGCCUUCUAAAGAAGCGAGGCUCUCGAAGCAGCUUCAAACGUCGUGUCUAG
Messenger RNA from Penicillium paradoxum, 1206 nucleotides. Its product is annotated as purine-nucleoside phosphorylase. Gene Ontology annotation, cellular component: endoplasmic reticulum. The transcript is spliced from 2 exons. Bases 1 to 1206 code for a protein of 401 amino acids. Gene Ontology annotation, biological process: transmembrane transport. NCBI's taxonomy places the organism in Eukaryota, Fungi, Ascomycota, Eurotiomycetes, Eurotiales, Aspergillaceae. The record is from RefSeq and is a predicted model, not a curated record.